Molecule: messenger RNA, 2973 nt
Organism: Oxyura jamaicensis (ruddy duck)
Lineage: Eukaryota; Metazoa; Chordata; Aves; Anseriformes; Anatidae
Gene: ASCC2
Product: activating signal cointegrator 1 complex subunit 2
Exons: 19
Coding region: 96-2360 (754 amino acids)
Biological process (GO): regulation of DNA-templated transcription
Molecular function (GO): ubiquitin binding
Source: RefSeq, a predicted model, not a curated record
CCCCCCCACGCACUUCCGGCCGCCACCGGAAGAGCCGCUGAGGUUCCGGAAGCGCGGUGCCGGCUGCCCGCGGCCGCACGGAACAAGUCAGCACGAUGCCAGCCCUGCCCCUGGAUGAACUCCAGCUGACAGAAAAGGAUCCCAAGACGGGGAAGCUGAGAACGUUACCGGCACUGCACCCAGAAAUAAAAGCAGAUCGGUCUUUUGUGCUAUACAGACCGCCACCUGUUGUCAGAGAUCCUGCCUUAGUGGAAGAGUUCCUGGAGCGAGCGAAAUUCAUUGCAGAUGACCUGGACUGGCUGCUGGCUCUGCCUCAUGAUAAGUUUUGGUGCCAGGUGAUAUUUGAUGAGACGCUUCAGAAGUGUCUGGACUCCUACCUGUGCCACGCUCCUCGCAAGUUUGAUGUGCUGUCGGAUUGCCAUCCAGAGGUGAACGACAUGCAGAAACGUCUUCAUCAGAGCGUCUUUCUGACUUUCCUGAGAAUGUCCACUCACAAGGAGUCCAAGGAUCACUUCAUCACUCCCUCGGUCUUUGGAGAAAUUAUUUACAACAAUUUCCUGUUUGACAUCCCCAAGAUUCUGGAUCUCUGCGUGCUCUUCGGAAAGGGCAAUGGUCCCCUGCUCCAGAAGAUGAUCGAAAAUAUCUUCACUCAGCAGCCAAGUUACUUCGGUGACCUAGAUGAAACUCUGCCCACUGUCCUCCAGGUGUUCAACAAUAUUUUGCAUAAGUGCGGCUUGCAAUGUGAAGGAGCCUCUGCUGAGCCCCAGAAACUGGAAGAAAGAGUAAAUGUGACUCCUGGGAACAUGCCCCUCCAGGAGCUGAAGGAUAUCGUGCUGUACUUGUGUGACACUUGCACAACACUCUGGGCGUUUCUUGAUGUCUUCCCACUGGCUUGCCAGACCUUUCAAAAACAUGAGUUUUGCUACAGAUUAGCAUCGUUUUAUGAAUUGGCCAUUCCUGAGCUGGAGUCUGCAAUUAAGAAGAGGCAUUAUGAGGAUAACAGUGUUUUUGCUGAUUUGUGGAGGAGAAUUUCACAUUCCAGAAAGAAAGUGAUGGAAGCUUUUCACAUCCUCAUAAACCAAGUGUGUCUGCAGCCCAUCUUAGAAAGCAGCUGUGAGAAUAUUCAGCCUUUUAUUGAAGAAUUUCUACAGAUCUUCACGUCAGUGCUUCAGGAAAGGAGAUUUCUUCGUGACUAUGAUGAGCUGUUUCCUGUUGAAGAUGAUGUCAGUCUGCUUCAGCAGGCAUCCUCCACGCUAGAUGAAACCAGGACAGCCUAUAUCCUCCAGGCAGUGGAAAGUGCAUGGGAAGGUGUGGACAGGAAAAAAGCACAAGUCACUAAGGAUCCAACAUCACCAGCAGCAUCUAAUGGAGCAUCAGCAAGGGUGGAGAGCGCUGCUGAGGACAGAGGAGAGCUUGGGGCUGCAUAUGCCUCAGAGGAUGAGUGUGCUGGUGCAGCUGCUGCCCCCCCCACCAAGGUGUCAGGGGUGGAGCUGGACUCCCUGAUCUCUCAAGUGAAAGACCUGCUGCCAGACCUUGGUGAGGGCUUCAUCCUGGCCUGUCUGGAAGAGUACAGUUACAACGCAGAGCAGGUGAUCAACAACAUACUUGAAGACAAGCUGGUGCCGUCCUUGGACAAGUUGGACCGAACGAUGCGAAGACAGCCAAAGCCAGACCCUACACCUCUGCUCACUUCCCGCCAUAAUGUUUUCCAGAACGAUGAGUUUGAUAUUGCCAGUAGGGAUUCAGUGGACGUUUCUCGGAUACAAAAAGGCAAGCGCAGGGAGAAGGAGACGACCAGGAGUUUGCUGAACGACAAACGCCUGAUUGCUGAGCAGAAGGAGCGCUACAGCCAGUACAGCGUGGUUGUGGAGGAGGUUCCUGUGCAGCCAGGGGAAGCUCAGCUCUACAGGGAGGACUACGAGGACGAGUACGAUGACACUUACGAUGGAAACCAAGUGGGGGCAAAUGACGCUGACUCGGAUGAUGAGCUGAUCAGCAGGAGGCCAUUUACAACUCCGCAAGUCUUGAGACCAAAAGGACAGGACGAAGGACAAGAAGAGGAGGAAGAUGAUGAAGAGGAAGAGGAAGAAGCUGAAAAGGAAAGACCAAAGGACCAUUUCGUGCAGGACCCAGCCGUACUGCGGGAGAGAGCUGAAGCCCGGCGGCUGGCUUUUCUCGCGAGGAAGGGCGGGCACAAGCACGACAGCUCUGCUGUUGUUGGGAACGUGAAGGGACACGGGCAGAACCGGGAAACGGUGCAGGAACGAAGGAAGAAGGAAGCAAACAAAAGCACAAGAGCUAAUCACAAUCGGCGAGUCAUGGCUGACAGGAAGCGGAAUAAAGGCAUGAUUCCUUCCUGAAGGACUUCCCCAGGUGUUGCAUCAUCCCCAGUCCUCUGGUUCGGAGGCAGCUGUGCUGCGUUCCCCCGGCCCUCCCUUAGCUCAGGGGACUGGAUGUCGUGGUGCAAUACCUGGCACUUCAGCUCGAUGUGGAAUCGCACACCCCGUGGGAGGGCUGCACGUCUUGGAGAGGAGCUGCCCCCCCCCAGGCACACCCUGUGGCCGAUUUCUGGUCUGUGGAGGGGGGUGCGUGACAGCGGGCUGCGACCUGGUGCGUCGGGCAGGCUGCACCAGCCGUUUGUUUCCUUUUGUACUAUUUAUAAUUCGGAGAGGUUUAUUUUCAUACUGGCUCCUCCCGCCCUCGCUGCAAUCCGAGGGGGGCUUCCAGGCCACGUGGCUGGCUGCCCAGAGGGCAGCUCUGUGGCUUGUGGCAAGGCUUCCCCGGAGCAGCCCGAACAGCUCCCCUGAAAUGCCUCGUCCUGCGGUAAAGCGUGAAGGCUGGCAGGAAAGCGCUCGGGCUUUUGCCAUUGCUGACACCUGGGAGUUCAGGUGAAUAAGGCUCUGUCAUAAAUUCCUGUCCCUCGAGUGAGGUGUGUGAAAACAGAACACGCAAAUAAAUGAUUUAAAUCUUGUA